AGAAGACGUCUGCAGUAACACUCCUCCUCUCAUCAGCAGCACGGGUGGACUCGGACAAAGCUCCCGUCCUCUCUCACGCCGUCAUUGGCUGCUGAGAGCUCCCGGUUCGGCGCUCCAACAUUUUGUCUCGCCGAAACACCUCUCCCAUCGUCCACCACCUCUCCUACCACAAAAACAUCCACCAUCCAAACCUCACUUCAUCACAAUCGUCGCCAUGUUCGCCGCUCGCGCUACCAAGUCCUUCAUGGGCGCUGCCGUCCAGCGCAGAGCUUUCUCCGCUUCUGCUAGCAACCUCUCCAAGGUCGUCGUCCUCGGCGCCGGUGGUGGCAUUGGCCAGCCGCUGUCCCUCCUCCUCAAGCUCAACCCGCGCGUCACUGAGCUCGCCCUCUACGAUAUCAAGGGCGCUCCAGGUGUUGCCGCUGAUGUUGGACAUAUCAACACCAAGAGCACUGUCACUGGAUACUCCCCCGACGGCGAGGGUCUUGGUGCUUGCUUGAAGGGCGCUGAGAUCGUGGUCAUCCCCGCUGGUGUUCCUCGCAAGCCUGGCAUGACCCGUGAUGACCUGUUCAACACCAACGCCUCCAUCGUCCGCGACCUCGCCAAGGCCGCCGCAAAGCACUGCCCCGAGGCCUCCCUCCUCGUCAUCUCCAACCCUGUCAACAGCACCGUGCCCAUCACCGCCGAGGUCUUCAAGGCCGCGGGCGUCUACAAUCCCAAGAAGCUCUUCGGCGUGACCACCCUCGACGUCGUGCGCGCCAGCCGCUUCAUCUCGCAGAUCAAGUCCUCGGACCCCGCCAACGAGAAGGUGACCGUCGUGGGCGGCCACUCCGGCGAGACGAUCGUGCCGCUUCUCAGCCAGGCAGGCCACAAGCUCGAGGGCGACGAGUUGGCCAACUACAUCAAGCGCGUGCAGUUCGGUGGUGACGAGGUUGUCAAGGCCAAGGACGGUGCUGGUUCCGCUACCCUCUCUAUGGCUAUGGCUGGUGCUCGCUUCACCGAGUCCCUGCUCAAGGCCGCCCAGGGCGAGAAGAACGUCAAGGAGGAGACUUACGUCGACUCCCCGCUGUACAAGGACCAGGGCGUCAACUACUUCUCUUCGACCGUGACUCUGGGACCGAACGGCGUGGAGGAGAUCCACCCCGUUGGCAAGAUCACCGAGCACGAGCAGGGUCUUCUUGAUGUGUGCUUGAAGGACUUGAAGAAGAACAUUGAGAAGGGUGAGCAGUGGGUUAAGGAGAACCCGUAGAUCAUUGGUUAGGAAUGAGAAGUGUGCGUUGGAGGGAGUGGACGGAAGUUGUGACAAGACUACUACAUACGAGGGAGGCUUGUUGGCAGACGACUGUGCGCUCUAGGCGAGGAGGGUAGAGGCAUGGAGUCGUCGCUUUGAGCUUCUGUGGCCUAGCUGUAGAUUUAUCCGCAUUGCAAAUGUUCUCUAGCGGUCUGUUGCAUCCAAUGUUGUCGAGUUUUCGAACG
Molecule: messenger RNA, 1473 nt
Organism: Zymoseptoria tritici IPO323
Lineage: Eukaryota; Fungi; Ascomycota; Dothideomycetes; Mycosphaerellales; Mycosphaerellaceae
Gene: mdh1
Product: malate dehydrogenase
Exons: 4
Coding region: 215-1246 (343 amino acids)
Biological process (GO): malate metabolic process; tricarboxylic acid cycle
Cellular component (GO): cytoplasm; mitochondrion
Molecular function (GO): L-malate dehydrogenase (NAD+) activity
Source: RefSeq, a predicted model, not a curated record